AUGCUUAAGUGUUUCUCGCGCUCUGUGGCGGCAUUGAGCCCGAAACGCACUGCAGCGCGGGAGAAGCGACUUAAAGAUCGCGUCGCAGCGCAGUUGGAGUUGGAGGCACAGGUGAAGGCGCGCGUCGCCUGCUAUCCGCACAGGUCCCUCACACGUCCACCUCUGCGGCUGGAGAGGAAACAGGUGAACACGCCGUUGUUCCAAUCGCAGCUGCUCACCCUAAACAAGAUGGCCACCGACCUNGGCUGGAGAGGAAACAGGUGA
This is a messenger RNA of Trypanosoma grayi, 264 nucleotides long. RefSeq names its product polypeptide deformylase-like protein. The coding region runs from base 1 to 264 and encodes 87 amino acids. The record is from RefSeq and is a predicted model, not a curated record. NCBI's taxonomy places the organism in Eukaryota, Euglenozoa, Kinetoplastea, Trypanosomatida, Trypanosomatidae. The transcript has a single exon.